UUAUUGCUGUCAGAUGGCGAUACAUUUUUAUUGUCAAAGCAUAAAACUAAUGAUGAUGAAUAUUUUUUUGUGAUUUUUUUUCAUUUUAAUUUACGAAAAAUAACAAAUCAAUAAUGGAUACUAUUGCCGAAACAAUUGUUGGAUUACCAUUUCAUAUUUUAGUUAUGCCGAAUCUUAAAUUGAAAAAACCAUGGUGGCUACGAUUACCAUCAUCGAUGGUUGUUUAUAGUUUUGUUUUGGUUUCCUAUUUUCUUGUUUGUGGUGGAAUUAUAUAUGAUGUCAUUAUAGAACCCCCGGCUAUCGGAUCGAAUGUUGAUGAACAUGGACAUUCACGGCCAGUAGCAUUCAUGCCAUAUCGUGUUAAUGGACAAUAUAUAAUGGAAGGUCUAGCAUCUUCAAUGCUUUUUACAUUGGGUGCCAUUGGUUUUGUCAUUCUGGAUAAAACACAUCAACCGACCACGCGUAAAUUGAAUCGAAUAUUCUUGAUUUCAAUUGGUUUCGCACUUAUAUUGGUAUCAUUUUUUACUACAUGGAUUUUUAUGCGUAUGAAAUUACCUGGCUAUCUGCAAUAAUCCAUGGAAUCGGCCACCGAAUUCAACAAGACUGUGGCAAUUUUUGAUAUUUAAAUGGAAAAUUUGAUAUACGAAAUAUUAAAAAAUGAAUUUUAAAUUUUAAAAAAUGAAA
Dermatophagoides farinae (American house dust mite) is the source of this 684-nucleotide messenger RNA. RefSeq names its product putative oligosaccharyltransferase complex subunit CG9662. Lineage: Eukaryota; Metazoa; Arthropoda; Arachnida; Sarcoptiformes; Pyroglyphidae. The record is from RefSeq and is a predicted model, not a curated record. Gene Ontology annotation, cellular component: oligosaccharyltransferase complex.